This is a messenger RNA of Stomoxys calcitrans (stable fly), 5377 nucleotides long. RefSeq names its product adenylyl cyclase X E. The transcript is spliced from 20 exons. The record is from RefSeq and is a predicted model, not a curated record. Gene Ontology annotation, molecular function: adenylate cyclase activity. Lineage: Eukaryota; Metazoa; Arthropoda; Insecta; Diptera; Muscidae. Gene Ontology annotation, biological process: intracellular signal transduction; cAMP biosynthetic process; adenylate cyclase-activating G protein-coupled receptor signaling pathway. The coding region runs from base 1174 to 4704 and encodes 1176 amino acids.
GUCGAUCCUAACGGUUCCACGGAAAUUCGAAAAAACGAACAAUAAAAUCGUUUCCGUUCUUUGAACAGCGUCGCCGCCGCCACACACCCCUCAACCUAACAUUGAAAACCGAGAACGUAAAGAUAAUAUAUUGUAGUACAACGUUAUUGUGUCUUUCUUGUGCAAACUUCGACGGACGGACGGACAGACAUAGAAAAUCAAACAAAGCAAAAACAAACACUCACACGCUAACCGACCAACUGGCCAAUUAACCAAGAAACCCACAACCAUUCAUCCAUAAGAAAUUGAAAUCUAUACUUGCUCGUACCUCGUACCUUGUAGCGCUUAUCAGUUUGAUAUAUGAAAAAGUAAAGAAAUUGAUGAGUAAUUAAAGUUGUAGUGUCGUCGCAGUCGUCUUCUUAGUCGUGCAACUGUCGUUGCCUCGUGUCGUUAUCGUCAAUUAGUGGUGUAACGAAAUAAUAAAUACCGAUAUUCAAAGUGUAAUCAAAACAAAUCUCGCAACAAAAAUAAAACCCCACACAUACAUGCACAUGCAAAGGGCUAUUGAAACAAUUCUAAGAGUACACAAAUAGAUGACAGCCAAUUGCUCAUUGCAUAGAGCUGCCAUAAAACGCAUGUGAUGGGAAAAGUCCAAUCAAUUUCAUGUUAAUCAAAGAAAUAACAAAUAAUCAAAGAAGCUAGAAAAACAAUCUGAAGAAUGCCUUCGAUAUCAAUGCGAGGGUUGUGUGAAAAGUGAAGGAAAUCCUUAAAAAUUAAAGAUAAAUGUGCUGUGCUUUAUUGUUAAUCAAACAAAAAAAAAAAAACGAACAUAACAACAACAAAACAAAUAAUUUAGUUCUCAUUUUUGUGUUGGCGUCUGGUAAUUGGGUCAUUGGUGCAGUAGCAUUCCUUAAACUGCAUACUGCUUACUAUUGCAGCCUUGUUUGUUAAUAUUGCCUGGGCCAUAAAUGAUAAAAAAAAUCCCCUAAAUAAACAAGUUUAUUUAUAUUUGCCAUUAAUGCAGCAGUGUGAUUUUGGAAAUUGUAUGGUUUAACGUGAAAAGCCACAAAGCUCACUUAUAAAAAUGUUACGAAUGUGAUAUUUGUGGAUGCAUUUGUGGAUACAAAGAGCUCGAUAAAAAGACAUUGGUUUGCCUGAAGUUCUUAUUUUAGGGAAAAACUUGUCAUCACGAAUAUGAACUCAUUCCUGGAAGACUCAACCGAGUGUAUCAGCCGCAUUAGCAACGAAACCCAACACGACACAUUAAUAAAUGAGAAAAAAUGGGAAUGGGGAUUUCUAAGGAAUCAAUGUCGCAAUCUGGAGCUGGAACAAUUCUAUCAAUCAUAUAUGCAACGUUUGCGUGUCAGUUAUCUGUCACUAUUUGUUAUCAUUGAGUUGCUAGUGGUGGGGGUGCAUUCCAUCAUUCUCCUGUCAACAGUGAAGAGUCUCAGCAAUGUGUCAACCGACAUCUUCGCCUACCUCACCUGCGCCCUGCUGGUGUGGGGCAUAUUGGCCAUUAAUUUUCGCACUGAACUUAUAAAACGUUACACUUGGAUAAUGUAUGUCACCUCCUGGCUGGCGGUAUGUAUUUUGGCCACCACCGACAUUGGCAUCUCAGUGUAUCAUGCCGCCAUCAAUUUGGAUAUCUUACGUCCAGCCUAUGGCAGUUAUGUAUUGUAUGCCGCCUACAUUUUUAUGCCACUGCCCGAUAAUGUUCACGCAUUUUUUUUGGGCAUGGCUGCGACCAUUUCGUAUCUGAUCGAUUAUGCCUUUGUGACAUAUCGCAAACACCCUGAUGGCACCUAUCGCGUGGAUAUUAACAAGUUAAUAACCGAAUGUAUCUUCCUGCUGUCCAUCAACAUGUUGGGCAUAUACUUUCGCAUGAUGAAGGAGAUUGCGAUAAGAACCACAUUCCUAGAUCGUCGCCAGUAUGUGGAGGAAAACCUAUUGCUACGGCAUGCCAGGGAGGAAGAGCGAAGCCUCUUGUUGAGUAUUAUACCGGCCCAUAUUGUCAAUAGAAUUGAACAUGAUGUCAAGGCACGUCUGGAAUUCAAAAAAGCCAAACGACGUUCCUCGCAGCACACACAAGUACUGAUUGAAGAUCCAGAAGUAAGACUGUGGCGCCAGCCAGAAGCUGAAAAGCUUUUUAUCGAACCUCAUGAAAAUGUCAGUAUUCUUUACGCUGAUGUGGUAAAUUAUACUCAUCUCACUACGACGCUGGAUGUUAAAACGCUGGUGGAAACGCUGCACGAUUUGUUUGUGAAAUUCGAUACUGCUUCAGAGGAGUACAAUGUCUUACGUAUUAAGUUUUUGGGCGAUUGUUAUUAUUGUGUAGCCGGUGUCUCCAUACCCAAUGAGCAUCAUGCCAAGUGCUGUGUUGAUCUAGGAUUACGUAUGAUCAAGGAUAUACGUGAUGUAAGGACUAGGCGAAAGUUAAAUAUCGAUAUGCGCAUAGGUGUUCAUACAGGUCGCAUUCUUUCGGGCGUUUUGGGCGCAUGUAAACUGCAAUAUGAUAUCUGGUCCAAAGAUGUAGACAUUGCCAAUCGUUUGGAGCAAACCGGCAUGGCGGGCAGAGUGCAUGUCAGCCAACAUACGCUUAGAGAACUUGAGGGAGAAUAUAUGUAUGAAGAAGGCACCGCACAAGGACGCGUAGAUCCUGUGCUCAAGCAAAAUAAUAUAAUAACAUUUCUGAUAAAGCCACCAAGGUAUGCCUCGUACAGUGAACAACGGCGCCCUUUGGCCGGAGUUAGACGUCAAAUUGAACGCAAUCGCACAGAUACAGCAACAGAUUUUAUGCAAAACAACAUACAACAGUUCAAUCAAAUACGAACUCAGGCAAAACUUGAAAUGAGUAGGGAGUUGGAUAAAAUGCCAAUUGGAAGAAUUCAAGUCUCCAAAUUUUGCUUUGACCGAUCCAAACGUUUAACCCAAGACGAGCAGGAGGAACAAAAUUUUCGAAGAAACAUAACAUCGGUGGGUCUAUUUUUCAAAGAUUGGCGAUGGGAAAUGCAAUUCUUGCAAGAACCAGAUGAUAUGCUCAAAUACAGUGUUAUCAUGGGUGUUAUCAUAUUUUUGGGCAUUAUGGCCAUACAAUCCAUCAAUAAAGUACAAUCAGCAAACUUUUGGGCCACCAAUGCCUUGUACAUUAUACUCAUGAUCAUUGUAAUAGUUUUGACAUGGUUUAAGAAACUUUGGAUCAUGUUUUGGGCAGAGACAAUACAAUCGGAGCCGGAGAACAAAUUUAUUCUAUUCAUAUUUGAUGCCUCGAAGCGAGUUCAAAGCAGUAUUACAGCGAGAGUCACCAUAUAUCUGCUGAUAAUAGUGAUACACUGCUCAGCCACAUUUAUACAAUUGUUAGAUUGUAAUAACUGGCCCAUAUUCAUUGAAGGCAAUUCGAAAAAUUCCACCAACUUGCAACAGUUCUCCAAUGGCCAAGUUUGUGAUAUGGGCUUCAAUCCAUGGGCCAUAACCGAAAGCUUGGAACUUACUAUAUGCAUGGUCUUCCUCUUCUCUCGCAUACCCUUCAUAUUGAAAUUCACUGUGGGUGUCCUGAUUUCAGCGAUCUACAUAAUUGUGAUUUUUGUCAGCUAUGCUCCCAUCUAUGAGGCAAGCGCCGCUACAAAUGUGGAUCUUAGAGCAGAAUUUUCCCAUGUCAUGGUCAUCAUUAUUACUCUGUGCAUCUUUCAUUUGAUGGAUCGCCAGACAGAAUUCAUAUCGAAAGUGGAUUACAAUUGGAAGCGUCAGUUGCAAAGAAAACAGAAUGAUGCCAAAGUCACCAAUGCCUCCAUUUCAUUGCUGAUACGAAAUAUUCUACCAUCUCAUGUGGCCGACUUUUACAUCUCCAAACAGGUGAAAAAUGAACUCUACUAUGAGGAAUACGAUAAUGUGGCAGUAAUGUUUGCUACCAUCAAAAAUUACGACAUCGACAAUGUUGGUCUGAGGGUUCUGAACGAGAUCAUAUGUGAUUUUGAUGAAGUGCUCAAACAUUUUGAAUCUGAGGGCAUGUUCAAGGUGGAAAAAAUCAAAGUUGCUGGCUGGACUUACAUGGCAGCUUGUGGCUUGGACUUGGCCCGCUCCGAAUAUGUAAAUGCACAGCCCAACUUUCGCAAUUCUUCGUUGUUGCAAAAUGGAAGACGUAGUCAUUAUGAUGAAAAUGCAAGAAACUCAAGACACUUUAGGCGAGACAUAGAGGUGCAGCCCUCCACAUCCAGAGCUUCCAAUCAGUAUGAGGGUCACAAUCCAACCACGCUAAAUAAUCUGACACAACAAAAGAAUCGAAAAAUAAGUUCCCCACACCAAUCAAAUGUGGUUCAUGUUAUGGCCCAAUUUGCCUUGCAACUGAUGAGAACCAUGCAUUCGUUUAAUGUGGAAAAUUUGCAGUGUGAAGACAAUGCUGGCGACAGCAAUAUGCUAAGGAUAGGCAUCAGCAAUGGAGCCAUUAUGGCUGGCGUGGUGGGCUCCUCUAAACCACAUUACGAUAUCUGGGGCAAUGCGGUGAAUAUGGCCUCCCGCAUGGAUUCCACUGGGGUGCGGGGACGUAUUCAAGUCACCGAGGAUACUGCGGAAAUUUUACGCACCUUCAAUAUUAAAUGCACACAACGGGGCAUGACCUAUGUCAAAGGUCGUGGCGAAAUACCCACAUAUUUUGUGGGCAUUGAUGACAAUUUAAAUUUCAUACCAGCAUUUCAAUCUGAUUUUCCACCCACACAAAAUGCCACACUGUAAUAGCCAAUACCAACAAGAAUGCAACUCUGGUGAAGAGAAAACAAGGAGGCAAAAUAAAUAGCGAUACCUUUUUAAACUUGCUUUUCGAAAACAGAGUUAAACAGAGGUAUUCCAUGUGAUUUUCCAUCCACACAUAAUGCAACACUGUAAUACGCAAUACAGACCAAAAGCCACUCUGGUGAAGACAAAACAAGUAGGGCAUAUAACUAGCGCUCCCUUUUGAACUACCUUUCCGUAGUCAGAGACAAAAAUCAUGUUAUUCGCUUCGGAUACAUAUUUUCACAAGGAUUGUUCAAACCACAAGACUAGAAUUACAUAUUGAAACUGUUUAAUGGUUAAUACACCCACCCUUAAGAUGAUCUGGUAAUUUAGAAAGAUUUCACUGAAGCAACAUUUUACCCGCGAAACGCUACAAAAAAAUUCCCCCCAUUCGCUUGUAGAUACUGAUUGACAAUAUAAAUGUGUAUUGAUUCUUCAUAAUUUUGUAUACUCUAGAUUAUUGUUUAAGUAUUGAGAGUAAGUAGUUAAAUUUAGCUGUUAUACUGUUUUGUAAUUUAUUGCAAUUUAUUUAAACUAAGCGAUAUGGCAACUCCUACAAAACAAAAGUAAUAUGAACGAAGUAACAAAAAAUAAGUAUAAAUAUAACUAUCGAAAUAAAUUGUGACAUUUAUAA